UAUUCGUCACCCGCGGCCUUCCCCUCACCCAUCGCCGCUGUUGUUUAUGUUUCGGUUUUUUUAGCUUUUACUUUCACUUUCGCAGCUGCUACUACUGCUGCAUAAGAAUAAAACGUUGUUGGUGCUACUUUGCUAUUUUUGCUGUUGUGUGAUUAAAGUUGCAUUUGCAAUUUGGCGGGAAGUGCGACUCGAAGCUCUUUGACCCCCCGCUACGGGAGGCCUCGCUGUGGGGACCGACCUAGGCCCAGUUUCUUCUAAACAACAACAAUCUGUACAGUGUCCACUUCCCACCGCUUUAAAUGAUAAACUUGAGGGAAACUUCCACCUAAGGUGUCUUAAAUUGUUAUUUUUUUAUUAUUAUUUUCGAACAAUGCAAACAAUUGCCGAAGUCUUUACGACCCGACUGCAGUAGUUUUCGCGUUGAACUUCUUUCGCACCAGACCGCGAUGCCGAGAGGCGUGAAGAGGCCCUCACGACGGGGACGAGGAGGGCUGGGCCUCGGGAGAGACGGCGACGACGAGGAGGAGGAGGAGGGGACCCAGGUGGUAAGGAAGACCGGGAGGUCCAAACAGCCACGUGGGGGAGAUGACGACGAGGCGAAGGAGGUGAGCAAGACUCGUGGCUUCAAGGAGUCUGGAGGAAGUGGUGGUGACGAGGUGAAGGAGGCUCGUGGGUCCAAGGAGCCUGGAGGUGACGAGGCGAAGAGGACGAGGGAACCUCGGCGCCGACCCCCCGUGGUGCCUGAACCCUCCCAGACCCCCGACGAAGCGGGGACCCGAGUCCCCUCGGCGAGGUCUUCAUCACGCCGCCGCCACGCACCGGUACAGAACAAGCCGGACAAGGAUAAGGAGGUGGAGGGGACAUCCAGUGAAGAGAUGACUGAAAUGAGGAAGAGUGAUGGAAGAAAACGUCGGGGGACUAAUAAGGAGGACACGGUGACUCCAAAGAGGCCUCGCAAGCGUGGGGCACAUGACCCAGUGGAGGCUCUGGCCAAGGGCCUGGGCAGGAAGACCGCGAAAACAGAGACCGGCAGUCCAUCUCAACCCAAAGCCGACGUCUCUGUGGUUCCAAUGCUUAGAGCAAGCGGCGGAAACUCAGCCGGGAGAGGAAGCCACAAGUUUGUUGGUGGUCACAUGUCCAUUUCAGGCGGUCUGUGGAAGGCCGUGGAGGAGAGUGCUCAGCUGGGCGCCCGAGCCUUCGGCCUCUUCCUGACGUCGCAGCGGACGUGGCACACGAAACCGCUCGACCCGUGCGACGCCCAGCGCUUCAGGGAGACGUGCAAGCAGCUCGGAUUCACGCCGGACCACAUCGUCCCGCAUGGAUCCUACUUGCUCAACUGCGGCUCCCCCAGCACAGAGACGUUUGAAAAGAGCCGAGCGGCGCUGGUGUCGGAGCUGCAGCGCUGCGAGAAGCUGGGGCUCGUGCUCUACAACUUUCAUCCGGGGUCAUCGUGCGGCCAGGGCUCCACGGACGCCUGCCUGGAGCGCAUCGCCUCCGCCAUCAACUAUGCGCACGAGCGCACGUGCGGCGUCGUCACCGUGAUAGAGAACAUGUGCGGUCAGGGCCACACGGUGGGCGGUCAGUUUGAGGAGCUGCGCGGCAUCAUCGACCUCGUUGCCGACCAGAGCCGCAUCGGCGUCUGCCUCGACACGUGCCACGCCUUCGCCGCAGGUUACGACGUCUCGUCGCAGGACGGGGUGCAGCGCACACUGGAUGAGUUCCAUCGCGUCGUCGGACUCAAGUUCCUCAAGGCCGUGCACCUCAACGACUCCAAGGGGAAGCUGGGCUGCCACCUGGACCGCCAUGAGAACGUGGGGCGUGGCCACAUCGGCCUGGAAGGCUUCCGCGCCAUCAUGAACGCGCCGCAGCUCGACCACCUGCCCAUGAUCCUGGAGACGCCAGGGAGUCCCUCAUUUGGGUACGAAGAGGAGAUUGCGCUGCUGUACUCGCUGUGCCGCUAGUGCCACGGCUUGCAGGUGGUGGGCGACCAGGCGGACCCGUAACCUGACAACGACCCUGUGGGCCCCAAAACCUCGUGACCUCGGGCAGGCCAGCCCCUGUGAUUUGUGGAAUUUCAAGCACAAGAUGACUCCCAAAGUGCUCAAUGACGUCAACGUUUGAGUCAAACUUCCUUUAAAAAAUGCAACCUAUCCAUGUUUCUCAGAUGUGAUGCCUUCGAUAAUCUUACGUUGCUGUACUUGUAUGUCUGUACACCAGUGAAGUGUGUUACCUAUUUUGACAAUAAAGCCCCCUUUCUUAAUACCGCUGCAGUGUUUCACGUCCGAAACGUAUUUAAGGUGUAAAAGUGCACAUGCAGUGCAUCGCCUGUAACCAUGGUGCAUAUCGUAUCGAGGUAUUAACAGGCGGCCUCCGUGAUUUCGGGCGAUUACCCAUAACUCCUCCAGCAGCCCACACAUUCACCUGCUGUCGUCCACUCUGAUGCUGAGUAACCCGCACGACCGAAAGAAAAACUGCGGGGCAAGGCGAGGUUCUACAGCUUUGACAAAGGAGCCGAAAUUGACAGCACCAGAGGUCUGCUGCUCGCCGUGGUGCCUUUUUUGCUGAACGCGUCAAGCUGGAAAUGUUUCAGAUUGAUGGGCCUCGUAGUGUGGAACGCUUGACCGGACAAACUCAAUAAUAAACACCUUUGAGUUCAACCACUUAAA
Molecule: messenger RNA, 2666 nt
Organism: Lethenteron reissneri (Far Eastern brook lamprey)
Lineage: Eukaryota; Metazoa; Chordata; Hyperoartia; Petromyzontiformes; Petromyzontidae
Product: probable endonuclease 4
Biological process (GO): base-excision repair
Cellular component (GO): mitochondrion; nucleus
Molecular function (GO): DNA-(apurinic or apyrimidinic site) endonuclease activity; DNA binding; zinc ion binding
Source: RefSeq, a predicted model, not a curated record